AAAGCCGUCGCAAUGCGCAUCAAGGCUUUUGAUUGCAUGACUUGUGGGGGAGCAUUCGAUGUUGAUCCAAACGGUGCGAAGGCGCCAGUGUAUUCCGAAAGUUCGCUGAAAUGCCGGACGUGCCUGCCCGGCCCAACAUAUUAUUGGGCUGGAACCUUUGAAAAAAGCACAGCGGUUUACGAUCCAACCCAAUACGACGCGACGAUGAUCAUCGAUAUGUUGCAAAAGCCCAAUCUUCGUGUAAGUUGUUUUCAAAUGAAGAUGAACGUGCUUUUGAGC
This is a messenger RNA of Mesorhabditis spiculigera, 279 nucleotides long. NCBI's taxonomy places the organism in Eukaryota, Metazoa, Nematoda, Chromadorea, Rhabditida, Rhabditidae. The record is from the annotation of a GenBank genome assembly.